AUGGCCGGAGAGGAUUGGUUUAGUGCUUUUAUGCGUAGAAAUACGGAACUUUCAUUAAGGGCUGCUCAAGCCACAAGUUUGUCCAGGGCGACUAGUUUUAAUCGAACGAACGUGGAUGCGUUUUACGACAAUUUACAAAAAGUUAUGGACCGUGAUAGUUUCGAGCCACAAGACAUUUAUAAUAUGGACGAAACAGGCGUGACUACAGUCCAGCGUCCUGACAGAGUUGUUGCCAGACGCGGCAUUCGUCAAGUUGGAUCGGUCACUUCAGCAGAGCGUGGUACACUCGUUACGAUUGCUUUCGCCGCGAAUGCCAUAGGAAACGUUAUACCACCUCUAUUUGUAUUUCCGCGUGUUCGGUACCAAGACCAUUUCAUAAGAGAUGGCCCAUUAAGUGCAGUGGGAACAGCAAAUCCUUCAGGAUGGAUGCAAGACGAAGGUUUCAUGCUGUUUUUGAAACAGUUUCAGAAACACACAAACUGUUCAGUUAACCAUAAAGUGCUAUUAGUAUUAGACAAUCAUUCGUCCCAUGUUCAUAUCAACGCAUUGGAUUUCUGUAAAGAAAAUGGAAUCGUUUGUCUGUCGUUUCCGCCGCACUGCUCGCACAAGUUGCAACCGCUUGAUCGAUCGGUGUAUGGCCCAUUCAAAAAAGCUGUAAAUUCACAGUGUGACGCUUGGAUGAGAAACCACCCUGGAAAGACAAUGAGUAUUUAUGACAUUCCUGGUGUGGUGGCCAGAGCUAUGCCAUUAGCUCUCACUCCUGGCAAUAUUCAGGCAGGUUUUAAGAAGACUGGCAUUUAUCCAUAUAAUCGCGACAUAUUUAAUGAUCUUGAUUUCGCACCUGCUUACGUCACUGAUCGACCAACUCCGAACGAAGCAAAGCCCCAAGAUGACAGUAAUUUGCCAGAAACAAAUAAUAAUUCGACUUCAAUUGAGAAGCCAAACUCCAAUUAUGAUUCUCAACACACACCAAAUGCGAGUGAUGUCGAAGAAAAUAGUAAUGAGGCUAUUCUGGCGGAAGAAAGCGUUCAAGAAAGUACCACCUUUCAAUUUCUUCAGCCUUCUCUACCUGCACCAAUAAAUCCUACACCACAUGAUAAUUCAAUCACAAAUAGUAGAACAAAUUCGCCGAAACUAUCUACGAGUGAUGAAGUCUUUACGCCCCACAUAGUAAAACCCUACCCCAAAGCUCCACCCAGACAAACAGAAAACAAGGGAAGGAAAAAGAGAAAAUCUACGAUAUAUACAGAUACACCGGAGAAAGAAGCAAUACAAAAAGAAGCGGAGGAAAGAGAACGAAAAAAAAGGGCGAAAGAAAUGAAAGUCAAUAGAAGCCUUAAAUCAAAAUGUUCUAAGCCCAAAGGAAUUAAAAAGAUGAAAACAACUAAAAAACCCAAAGUGUCUUCUGAUGAGGAUGAAGAAGAGUAUUACUGUUUGGUCUGCAUGGAAAGUUAUGGCACCAGCAGGCCAGGAGAGGAUUGGUUGCAAUGCACCGGUUGUAAAAUGUGGGCUCACGAGGCCUGCACAGCUGGUGAUCCUUUUUAUUUGUGCCACAAUUGUGAAUCUGAUUAG
Molecule: messenger RNA, 1572 nt
Organism: Photinus pyralis (common eastern firefly)
Lineage: Eukaryota; Metazoa; Arthropoda; Insecta; Coleoptera; Lampyridae
Exons: 1
Coding region: 1-1572 (523 amino acids)
Cellular component (GO): nucleus
Molecular function (GO): DNA binding
Source: RefSeq, a predicted model, not a curated record